Molecule: messenger RNA, 1711 nt
Organism: Drosophila gunungcola (fruit fly)
Lineage: Eukaryota; Metazoa; Arthropoda; Insecta; Diptera; Drosophilidae
Gene: RanBP3
Product: ran-binding protein 3
Exons: 2
Coding region: 134-1504 (456 amino acids)
Biological process (GO): protein export from nucleus
Cellular component (GO): cytoplasm; nuclear pore
Molecular function (GO): GTPase activator activity
Source: RefSeq, a predicted model, not a curated record
UUGGGCAAGGCCGGUUGCCUAUCGAUAGUUGCGAUAGCCCAGCGAUAACGUUUGGCAGGCUUUACAGAGAACGCUCUUUUCUGGAAAAGAUUUGGCAAUUUAUAUUUACAAAUUGCAAAUAGCCAAGUUUGCAAUGUCGGAAAACAAUGAAGCGUCGGUCGAAACUAACUGUUUCCGAGGUGGCUUCACCCUGAAGGCUUCGCGCCUGGGCGGUGCCGUGCUGCGUCCGGCGGUGCUGGCCAACAGCAGCGGCUCCAGCAACAGUUCCACAGCACUGGCCGCCGGCGAGGACGCAGCCCUGCUGAAUAAUCCCUUCCUGCGCGAGGCCAAGGACGAGGAGGACGACGAGGAGGUGGCCACCACCCCGGCCCCGGUAGCGCCCGAACCGUCCGCCGAGAAGGAGGACGACGAGGUUGACGAGCGGCCGGAUCCGCUGACCAAGCUGCGCAGCAAUGGCAUCGAGCGCUCCAGCAUGUUUGCCGCCGCCAAGAACAACAUGCCCCAUGUCCAGACCAGCGGCUUUGUCUUCGGCCAGAAUGUGCAUGAGCGUGUGGUUGCUCCCAAUCCGGAGCAGGCCGUCGCAGAGCCGGAUGCAGAGGCGGCCGGCAGCUCGGGAUCGGGCUCGGCCCAGGAGGCCGCCUCCUCCUCCACCGCCGCCUCGUCGUCGUCGUCGCAACUACUUUUCUCUAGCGUCAUCCAGAACGCUGCCCAGACCACAGAGACCAGCGAGGCCGCCGCCGCCGCCUCGUCCUCCACCUGCAGCAGCAGCAGCAGCAACAACAACAAGGAGUCCGCCGAGGCCAAGAGCCUCACGGAUGUGGCCCGCGAGUACGAGGAGAGCCGUGCGCAGAAGCGCAAGUACGAGGAGGUGGAGACCUUCACCGGUGAGGAGGACGAGAAGAACAUCAUCGACGUCAGCUGCAAGCUGUUCGCCUUCAUCAACAGCAACUGGGAGGAGCGCGGUCGCGGAAGCCUGCGGCUGAACGAUGCCAAGGACGGCAGGGGCAACUCGCGCGUGGUCUUCCGCACCUCCGGCAAUCUGCGCCUGCUGCUCAACACCAAAGUCUGGGCCGCCAUGGUGGCGGAGCGGGCCAGCCAGAAGUCACUGCGCCUGACGGCCAUCGACAAUUCCGGAGUCCUCAAGAUCUUCCUGGCCAUGGGCCGACCGGCGGACAUUGCCCAGCUGCACAAGGCGCUCAGCGAGCGGAUCGCCAAGCGCAAGCUGUCACAUCCCGAGGAGUGCUCCGUGGAGGAGACGAAAAACGGCGUGGCUUCCGAGGCCGCGGCCAGUUUGCAGCCGGAAUCGACGACCCACGACGACGAGGAUGAGGACGCUGCUCCCGGGCCGUCGGGUGCCAUUUCUGCAGAGGCGGACAGCUAUGGGCCGAGUCCCAAGAAGGUGCUCGUCCAGCCCGACAGCAGCGCCGAUGUCCGUGUGCCGCCCGUGGAGGAGGGCGGCGAGGAUGCCGAGGCCGAGGCCAAGGAGUCCACCGAUCAGAAUUAACCGCCGCUCGCUCUUGUUCUUUUUAUACGAUUCAUACAUGGAGGAAAACAAACCACAAACAACAACCACUAAUUAAUAAAACGCGCCGUGAAUUAUUAUAAAUUAAUUAUAAUAAUUUAUUAAUAAUUAUUAUUAUUAAAAGUAAAAUAAAUGAAGUGCUGAUUUGUAAACCCGUGAGCAGCGUCUACAAAAGACAUUUAUCCAUUA